This is a messenger RNA of Polyodon spathula (Mississippi paddlefish), 3154 nucleotides long. RefSeq names its product thioredoxin reductase 1, cytoplasmic-like. Gene Ontology annotation, biological process: glutathione metabolic process; cellular response to oxidative stress; cell redox homeostasis. The record is from RefSeq and is a predicted model, not a curated record. Lineage: Eukaryota; Metazoa; Chordata; Actinopteri; Acipenseriformes; Polyodontidae. Gene Ontology annotation, cellular component: mitochondrion; cytosol. Bases 475 to 1977 code for a protein of 500 amino acids. The transcript is spliced from 15 exons. Gene Ontology annotation, molecular function: thioredoxin-disulfide reductase (NADPH) activity; flavin adenine dinucleotide binding; glutathione-disulfide reductase (NADPH) activity.
GUCUUUCUUGUAAUUCUUUUUAUUAAAAAUGCACUAGUCACAAGAGCUGGUACUGGCUGAUGAUUUUCCUUGAUGACCCGUGGUUCAGCUCUUCCCAAUAAAGGAGUUGAUGUGAGAGAUGCCCUUUAUCAGAAGCAGAAUAAAAUGGCGAAGUGUCACACCUGGAGACCACACAAGCAAAACAAACCCUCCCACCGUGUCAUCUCCCUGGCUGUGUUAUAAAGAACAGCCAGAGUUCAUAACUGGGUUCCUCUUUGUUGCUAUAGAGGAUUGGCAAGAGAUACAGCAGGCACUGUGGGAGCUGACUAAACAGAGAGAACUACCCAGUGUGUUUGUAAACAGGCAGCAUAUAGGAGGCUGGGAAAAGACCUCACAGAGCCCAGCUGUUCCUGUCUCUCACUGCAACCUUGAAUAAACCUUGAAGCUAAAGCAAAGCCGGUGUGCAGAGAGGGAAGGUUGCAGACACUGCUGGAGAUGCAGGAGUUUAACCUCAGCCCAGACUUGUACGACUAUGAUCUGGUGGUUAUCGGAGGGGGGUCUGGAGGACUGGCUGCUGCAAAGGAAGCUGCCAUGUAUGGGAAGAAAGUUGUGGUCCUCGACUAUGUAACCCCAACUCCCAAGGGAACAACAUGGGGUCUCGGUGGGACUUGUGUCAAUGUGGGCUGUAUUCCUAAGAAACUGAUGCACCAGGCGGCCAUUUUGGGACAAGCCAUUCGUGACUCGCAGAGAUAUGGCUGGGAGCUUCAAGAAAAAGGUAAGAAAGUGUCUCACAACUGGAGCAGCAUGAGGCAGGCGGUUCAGGAUCACAUUGGCUCACUGCGCUUUGGCUACAGCAAGGCUCUGAGAGACAGCAAGGUUACCUACAUGAACGCCUAUGGGGAGUUUGUUGGUCCUCACCAGAUCAAGGCAACAAACAGUAAAGGAAAGGAGACUUUUUACACAGCUGCAGCCUUUAUCAUAGCAACGGGAGAGAGGCCGAGAUAUUUAGGCAUCCCUGGAGAUAAGGAAUAUUGCAUUACCAGCGAUGACCUGUUCUCCCUGCCUCAGAGUCCUGGUAGGACGUUGGUUGUUGGUGCCUCUUAUGUGGCACUGGAGUGUGCUGGCUUCCUGGCAGGACUCGGCCUGGACAUCUCGGUGAUGGUGCGCUCCAUCCUGCUCAGGGGGUUUGACCAGCAGAUGGCGAACAAGAUCGGAGAGCACAUGGAGCAGCACGGGGUCACGUUCAUCCGGCAGUUUGUACCCACCAAGGUUGAACAGAUUGAAGAAGGCAGCCCAGGAAAACUGAAAGUGACAGCCAAGUCAACAGAUGGAAAAGAGACUUUUGAAGGAGAGUAUAAUACAGUGUUACUUGCAAUUGGUAGGGAUGCCUGCACCCGUACUAUUGGUCUGGACACUGUGGGAGUGAAGGUCAAUGUAAAGACUGGUAAGAUCCCGGUAAACGAGGAAGAGCAGACGAACGUGCCCCAUGUCUACGCAAUCGGUGAUGUACUGGAGGGCAAGCUUGAACUGACCCCUGUGGCAAUCCAAGCAGGCCGACUUCUGGCCAGGAGGCUGUACACAGAGCACAGCACAAAGUGUGACUACACCAACGUUCCAACCACUGUAUUCACUCCACUAGAGUAUGGGGCUUGUGGCUUGUCGGAAGAGGACUCCAUUCAGAAGUAUGGGGAGGACAACGUUGAGGUGUAUCACAGUAACUUCUGGCCACUGGAGUGGACUGUGCCUGCCAGGGAUAAUAACACAUGCUAUGCAAAAAUUAUCUGCCACAAGCAAGACAGUGAACGAGUCGUAGGUUUCCAUGUCCUUGGACCAAACGCUGGAGAAAUGACCCAGGGCUUUGCAGCAGCAAUGAAAUGCGGAAUGACAAAGGAACAGCUUGACAACACAAUAGGGAUUCAUCCUGUCUGCGCUGAGGUUUUCACCACAUUGUCAGUAACAAAACGCUCAGGAGGGGAUAUAGCUAAGGGUGGCUGCUGAGGUUAGUACCCUGCUGUUGACACUCGUUGCCAUUUCUGAUAAACUCUGGCUACCACAAUGGAAUCCGUAAGAUAAAAGGUAUGAAUCAAUAAAAAAAGCACACCUUUUGCAAUGUAGUUUCUGCAAUUUAGUUUCUACCUUGACCCCCUUCUAUACAUGCUCAAAAGGGAUUACUUGGGAUUGGGUGGCUUGAGUUUUGCCUUGGCAACCUGUAUAGCAGCAGGGGACCCUAGUUGAAGAUUCCAAGUAGUGAACUGCUGUGCUGCAGGGCCCCCUGGAGUGCUCCCAUGACGUCUCAGCCUGGAACCGACCACAAGAGGUGGGCUGGGACUGAAAAACUGCCGGCACAGUAUGGAAACACUUGGUUGUUUGUGAAAGAUACUUAAUAUAUAUUUAGAUUUAAAAAGUGUAUGUAAUACUGAAUAUUUUAGCUGGUCUUGUACAAUUUCACAAUUUUACACUGUUCAAUCUCUCUUUUGUAAACCAAGCAAUUUACUUUUCCCCCAAAACUGAGGGAGUCCCUGUUUAGGUACAUUCAAACAUGCUCCUAGAAAGAUCUGUUUACAAAUAAGCAGGGAAACAAAGCUUUGAAAUGCUCAUUACAGUAAAGGCAUCGUUGUUACUUGGAGCUACUGUGUAUAUGGGGCUAGCAUUACAUUUUGGGGGAGAUCUCUGUAGUCUUGAAAGCUUGUGAUUAUUUAUUGUUUAGUUAGUCCAGUAAAAGGUAUCACCUCUCCUAUUUGUUUAAUGCUUAAUAAAUUAAUGUCUAAUAAAUAGAGUUGAAAACCUAAUACAAAGGCAAUUAGAUAAUGAACUGUAUGUACACUUAUUAGGGAACAGUGAUACAAUGUAGUUUAAUAAAUCAUAUUUUUUCAAUAUUUAUAUUUUACAUCCUUGUUUGUUGUUGUUUUACCAGCCUAUACUCUUGCCUUUUAAAUUUUAUUUCCAGAAUGUAUUAAAGCUUGCUUUUUAUUAAAAUGUAUACCAGUUACUCCAAUGUGCUAUUGUAAUGACAUCUCAUGUUUGCAGACCAGAUGUGUCUGACAUUUUAAUAGAUGGGAAAUGUAAUCAUUACACCAUACAGCAACAGCUAUUUUAAAAAUAUGUAGCAUUUAGUUAGGCAGUAAAGUAGCUCUAUUAGCAAUUGAUUUUGUGUUUACCCUGUGCAGCAGAGCCA